CUGGCCUGCAGCUGACAAGCUCGUAUUCCCAGCUGCACAAAAGAGGUUAAAGGGACAGGACCCUGAGGUCAUCCUGAAUCAUGCUGUUCAGCUAUCCCUGCAGCUUUCCCAGAGCUGCAUAGCUGCCAGGGACAGCUUGCGGACUGUCGCUACCCUUCAGGAUAAGGUGGCUCGUCUGCAAAAGGACAAUAUGAGCCACCAAGCUAAGCUGGAGAGGGAGAAACGGUCUCGGCUGGAUGCUGAGAGCAAGCUAGCUGCUGAGCAAAAAUUAAUGGAGAAAGAGAGGCAAGAAAAAGAUGAAAAGAGAGCUGAGGCGGAGAAAGAAAAUGCGCGCCUGAACACAGUUGUCAGAGAUGCUGAAGAAAGGGUUUUAGAUGUUCAGGCUGAGGCAAAAAUUAUUGAAACUGCGAAGCUGGCAUACCUGAUAAAAUUCAAGAAGCUGGACGACAAGGGUAUCAACUUUUACAUCGACAGGUUCCUCAAGCUGGACUCGAUGGCUGCCUUGGAGGCCCUAGCUACUGGUGGGAAGGCAGAUGACUCAGAACAAUCUACAGCUGGAUCUCCUCUACUGCUUAACCAGCCAGAGGGUGCCGCUCCAGCUAGCAAAGACGAAAUUGUUGGUGAUGAUGCCAGCGUAGCUUCCUAGUUUCUUUAGUACUUUAUCAGCUUUCUUUCUGGAACAUUUUAGUUUUAAUUAGCUUUGAUACUUUUACCAUUGCCUACGGGGGCAAUGCGUUUUUGUAAGAACAUAUUUCCUUUCAGUAAUUUAAUCGUUUGAACU
Messenger RNA from Beta vulgaris subsp. vulgaris (sugar beet), 781 nucleotides. RefSeq lists its product as uncharacterized. Bases 191 to 646 code for a protein of 151 amino acids. The record is from RefSeq and is a predicted model, not a curated record. NCBI's taxonomy places the organism in Eukaryota, Viridiplantae, Streptophyta, Magnoliopsida, Caryophyllales, Amaranthaceae. The transcript has 2 exons.